CGUAGAACUCUGUACUGCUGCAGCUGCAAUUUGUAGAGACAAAACACUAGAUAUGGAUUAAAGUCAGACCGUUUAAGACUGGACAGCAGGUGGAGGUCGUGGCAGCAUCUGUCACAGACCGGUAGCAAGUAGAGAGAAUCGCAGGCCCCGGCGAAGGAACCUGAUUGGCCACCUUAUCCACGCACCGCCCUCGUCACCACACUUUUGCAAAAUGCGCGCCGCGUGCCAUGCUCAUGCCAGCCUGGGCAAAGCAAAAAUGUCGCAGCGAAUCCUCAACACCGCCAAGCAGACGCCAGCGCCGACGCAGCGGCACAACCCUUCGCCGCCGCCUAAGCUCGGCCGCCGCGCUGCCGCCGGCGCGUCAAUCGCCAUCGCGGCCGCGCCGGCUCUCCUGGCCGUCUCGCCGGCGCCGUCCAAGGCGCGGGAAGCCGAAGCCGCGGUGGCGCCGUGCCUCGCCGAGCUGCCCGUGACCGCGAAGGCCUUCCUGGACGUGUCGAUCGGCGGCGAGCCGGCGGGGCGCAUCACGGUGGGGCUGUUCGGGGGCGCGGCCCCGGCGGGCGCGGCCCGGUUCCUGUCCCUGGUGACGGGCGUGGGGUACCGGCGCAAGGAGUUCGUGAAGGUGGUGCCGGGCUACGUGCAGCACGGCGGCGUGGUGUCGUACCCGGCCGUGCCCGCGGUGACGGAGCGGCUGGCGGCCGAGGCGGAGGCGGUGCGCGCGCGGUGCGGGGCCGGGGCCGGGGCCGUGCACGCGGCGGCCGGCGCGGUGUCGAUCGUGGUGCGGGACCCGAGCCUGCCGCCGCCGCGGCCGAAGCUGGUGGCCAGGGGCGGGAAGCUGGAGGUGGAGGAGGAGCAGGCCGGCGUGGUGCCCAACGCCACCGAGUUCGUCGUCACCACCGGCGCGGCCCCCGAGCUGGACGCGGCCGCGGUGCUGGUCGGGAGGGUGCUGGAUGGCAUGGACGUGGUGGCCAAGAUCGCCGCCGUGCCCACCGUCAGGGACAACACCGACUCGCCGUACUUCAGAGUGGCCAAGCUGAUCGGCGACAAGAGAGCGGUGGUUGCGGAACGAGGCUUCAACCGCCCGUACACCAAGAUCCUAGUCACCAACUGUGGUGUGCUCAGUUGAAGCGCGCGGUCGAGUGCUCCGUCUCAAUUCUCAAAGGAAGAAUUCUGGAGGACCUGAUGGAGAUUAUCAGACCUUGUUGGUAUAGAGUGAUUUGCCUGGGUGCACGACGAACUCGUUUCUCAACGGUGGUGAUCGAUAUACUUAUAAAAGCUCCAAGUGCUGCUAGCUUGUGUUUUGUACAUGUAGGUUUGCUCCAGAAAGGAAAUGGAUGGAAUCUGCAUGCAAACUGGCAGAACUUUGAUCGGCUCAAACUGAACCCAACACCCCAGAUGUUCAGACACAUGCAUGCAUCAGCAAACAAUUCUAUGAAUUUAUUUGUUGAAAAGA
Messenger RNA from Zea mays, 1450 nucleotides. Its product is annotated as peptidyl-prolyl cis-trans isomerase CYP26-2, chloroplastic. Gene Ontology annotation, cellular component: chloroplast. The record is from RefSeq and is a predicted model, not a curated record. The transcript has 2 exons. Gene Ontology annotation, biological process: protein peptidyl-prolyl isomerization. Lineage: Eukaryota; Viridiplantae; Streptophyta; Magnoliopsida; Poales; Poaceae. Bases 212 to 1123 code for a protein of 303 amino acids. Gene Ontology annotation, molecular function: peptidyl-prolyl cis-trans isomerase activity.